This is a messenger RNA of Parnassius mnemosyne (clouded apollo), 474 nucleotides long. The record is from the annotation of a GenBank genome assembly. Lineage: Eukaryota; Metazoa; Arthropoda; Insecta; Lepidoptera; Papilionidae.
AUGUUUCUUUGUUUUUUUCAGAUGAAUGAAGCAGUGGUUGUAUUGCAGCGUAUUAAAAUUAUUGAAUGCAAAAAAUGCCCAAAAGCAUUCACAGACAUGGGCGAUUACAAACUUCAUAAAUUGAAACAUCUCCUCCAAAACAUACAAAAACGAAGGAAAGAAAAGAAUAAGAAGUAUUAUCAAUCUAAUAAAGAAGGGUUUGAAAGAAAAAUUCAAUGUGACGAGUGUGAUAUGAAGUUUGUGCAAAGUAGCACACUAGAAGCCCAUUCCGCCCUGCACAAGCCUUUCCCACAUGUGUGUGACUGUGGAGUAGGGUUUUACGUAAAUAAUGACUUAAAGUGUCAUAUCAAAUUAGUUCAUGCAGACGAAGAUGGUGUGAACCAAUCCAAAGUAAAAAAACAAAAGAAAAAUAAAAAAAUACAGAACCUAAAGGAAAAUUUGCCAAUUAGGAGUAAUAAAAGAUUAACUAAAUGA